This is a messenger RNA of Hippopotamus amphibius kiboko, 1399 nucleotides long. RefSeq names its product annexin A10 (gene ANXA10). Gene Ontology annotation, molecular function: calcium-dependent phospholipid binding; calcium ion binding. The record is from RefSeq and is a predicted model, not a curated record. Gene Ontology annotation, cellular component: cytoplasm. Lineage: Eukaryota; Metazoa; Chordata; Mammalia; Artiodactyla; Hippopotamidae. The transcript has 12 exons. Bases 154 to 1128 code for a protein of 324 amino acids.
UUCCUGAGAAAUCGAGGUGUACAGUGGACAUAUUUAAAUUGGGUUGAACAGUGAACUUCAAUUCUUUCUAGUGAAACAGUGAAACAAGUCUUCUCAACUGACCACAUACCAAAGACCUUUUGAUCUGCUGUGAAGUUAACCACUACCAGCAAAAUGUUCUGCGGAGACUAUGUGCAGGGAACCAUCCUCCCGGCUCCCAAUUUCAACCCCAUGAUGGACGCCCAAAUGCUUGGGGGAGCACUCCAGGGAUUUGGCUGCGACAAGGACUUGCUGAUAGACGUCCUGACCCAGCGCUGCAACGCCCAGAGGCUGGUGAUCGCCGAGGCCUACCUGGGUGCCUUCGGCCGGGACCUGGUUGGUGAACUGAAGGAGAAGCUUUCGGAUCACUUCAAGGAUGUCAUGGUUGGUCUCAUGUACCCACUGCCUUCCUACGAUGCCCACGAGCUCUGGCACGCCAUGAAGGGAGAAGGCACUGAUGAGAAUUGCCUCAUUGAUAUAUUAGCUUCAAGAACAAACGGAGAAAUUUUCCAGAUGCGAGAAGCCUACUAUUUGCAAUACAGCCGCGACCUGCAGGAGGACAUCUACUCAGAGACCUCAGGACACUUCAGAGAUACGCUCGUGAACUUGGUCCAGGGAACCAGGGAGGAAGGAUACACGGACCCCGCCAUGGCUGCACAGGACGCCAUGGUGCUGUGGGAGGCUUGCCAGCAGAGGACAGGAGAGCACAAAACGCUUUUGCAAAUGAUCCUGUGUAACAAGAGCUACCAGCAGCUGUGGCUGGUUUUCCAGGAGUUUCAAAAUAUUUCUGGGCAAGACAUAGUAGAUGCCAUUAAUGAAUGUUAUGAUGGAUACUUUCAAGAGCUGCUGGUGGCAAUUGUUCUCUGCGUUCGAGACAAACCAGCCUAUUUUGCUUACAGAUUAUAUAGUGCAAUCCAUGACUUCGGUUUCCAUAAUAAAACGGUGAUCAGGAUUCUAAUCGCCAGAAGUGAAAUAGACCUGAUGACCAUAAGGAAACGAUACAAAGAGAGAUACGGGAAGUCCCUCUUCCAUGAUAUCAAACAUUUUGCUUCAGGGCAUUAUGAGAAGGCUCUGCUCGCCAUCUGUGCUGGUGAUGUGGACGACUACUAAACAAAAAGGAGGAUGUGGGGGACGCACUCGGCUUCACAGACCCGUCAAAGUACAGAUUCUGUGAUUCAUCUGCAUUGUUAGUAGCAUUAUUGCAAAAUGAUAGAAUCAUAUUUUCUUUUCUCUCUUGAAAAUUUUUCUAAGAAUAAUUAUUAUCAAUAGGUUAUUCAAGAAAAACUUAUUGACAAAAGUGUAUGAGGCUGGAUUUGCACAUAUCAUCUAAAUCAGCAAUUUGUUAGUGUAUAACGGAAUAAUAAAAGAAAUUAUUGCAUUG